AUGUCAUCGGGAACAAGUGACGAUUCUGAAACGAGUUGGCCAAUUGAUGAUCGCCCAAGAGAGAGGACGGAUGCUUCAAAGCAUACCAAAACUAAGCGGAACCUGAACGAAUACUUGGAUCCACAGGGACUUGCAUCACCGCUGGCUGAGUGGCAUAAGGCGGCAUGGCUGUACGACUUCUAUCCUUGGAGCCACAUUGCCGACCCAGAGGGCCAUUUUGACUGGCUUGAGAAAACGCAUUCACGGGUCUUGCGCUCGUCCGAGUUCUAUCGAAUCCAUACUAAGCAGGAUGUGGCCGAAUGGGCUCAUCGGAGAAGACGCCUCACCAAUGUAUCAAGGUCAACCCUCAAGAGUAUACUUUCAGAGGAUUCCAGCCUGAUUUCAAGUGACAUGAAGCGCCGGAGACACGACGCAUACUUUUCGUUCGACAUGGACACGAACACGACGAGUUCAAUCGAGGCUUUAGCGGGUUCCCCUCAGCUUGAGGAUAUAUUGGAGGACCUGGGCCAGAGUUACUUGAUUCUCUGUGAUAUCCUCAAUACACUAUCCGAGCUAACAGCCGCAAAGUUCUGCGAGGGGUCCUACAGUGUAUUGGUGCAACAUUCCAAACCCGGUAUUGCCGAGCUUGUUCUAGUCCGACGUUCCGAUUUGGAAGAUGUUAAAGGCUCCUUGGAACGGGGCAUCGAUGAAAUAGCUGGAAGGGAGAACAGCUUGGAGAGUAUCAUGUGGCGUUAUAUCGUGGCGCCUAUCUGCGGCCUGCUAGGCAGAUUGUGCUUUCCAACAAGCACUGAUCUUUUCCGAUCAUGGAGUCCUUCACUGGCCCUCUGCAGAAUGACCUGCUUGUUGUUGGAUCUGACGCUCAUCACAUAUGUGGGGUCACACGCUACUGACUUCCAGCAAGAUCUGGGAUAUUUUGAAAACAAUAUUGCCAUCAAGGGUAAUCUUGAGCAAAUCAGCGGUUUCCGCUGUAUUCGUCGACGCCUGGCCUGCCUUGAUGGUUUCUUGGAUUCCAAUAUGGUGUGGGUUUUCGAACGCCUUGGCCCUGAAGCGCCCGAGGCUAAUGUGGUGGAUAGUCCUAACCUUACUCCCCUGUCUCUUCUUUGCGAGAUGUCAACCUUUGCCGAUCUUUGGGGUCCCGUAUGGAGUGUCUCUUCUGGGAAGAGCAGGGGUGUCCAACGCUACGCUGUCUCGAAGGGGUUCAUUGCUGCUGUCGGGGAAAAGGGGUCGUCAGUCGUCGAAAACGCAGUUCCGUGCCACUGGUAUGCUAUGCCCAUGAGUAAAACAGAGCUUGACAAUGUCGGCAAACAAGCCUUCAACGAGCACGACAAGCUCCUCAUCGGAACCUUUCUGGAGACCAAUCUGAAUUGCACGUACAAUCUGGAUAAAUUUCAGUCUGACUAUCACACUGCCAUGGCACCCAUGGGGACCAGUGAAGCCUCCUGGCGACCGGACACGCGAACAUUGGGCUUCGGAUUCGCGCAGUACGUGACGGCAAAUGUAUCUGCUACAAAGAAGUUACUCCCAGGCGUCACAUACAAGCAGUCAGUAUGGGACAUGAUGCAGCUGUCACCAAGUGAAGCAAACCCCUGCUUCCUCAUGAACUGGAUGGGGGUCGAGGUGAGCAGCUGCACUGGCCACGCUCGCAGGGUGAGAUUGAUCGACCUCUUUAAAAUUAAAAGGAUACAGAGACAUCUGGACAUUCGUCGCAGAGAUUGGCGCACAACUGCGUGGGGACGGAGUUUGAUCUCCUGGCAGAGCGACGACAUGAACGACAUCUUGGAUUUCUGGCAUAUUUUCCAAGCAGAACGGAAGCAGGUGGCAAAAGUCAUCCGGGCGCUUCUGAAUAUGCUUCACAAUACUGGACUUAUGGGCGACGUCUUCUCUGCUUGUUUCUUCACCGAAUACGACGAGCGCUGCAUCACCAUCAAUCUUGAAUUGAACACAUGGGCUCGAACUCUGGCGGAGAGUACGACCAGCGGAGCAUAUGUUUUCAUCAGCGAGAAGUGUCUUCAUCCUCGAAGUCGUGGCGGCGUAACACCACCACCCUGCACCAACGAUCAAGGUCUCACUGCCCUGGAGACGUCUAUUGUGCCCAUUCGCCAUCGCUCAGAAGUUCCCCUCGAGCAGUUGGACGAAGGCGGGCGUGUCGAAUUUGUACCGACCGGGCAGACGCUGACGCGGAUGAAUGCUGCGAAGUCGCGGAGAAUCCGGCUCCGGAAAACCAACUUGCCACUGAACACACUGCUUCGGCUUGGGCGCCCGGCCGCCGUGGUUCAAGAGGAGGUAAUCUCUGGGGUGGCCGUGGUCAACAGCGAGAUAGGCGUCGUCUGGAUGACCAACCUCAACCCGGGGAGCGAGGAGCAACAGGAGGAAGAGGAGGAGGAAGAGGAGGAGGUGGUGCGAGAGGGGCCGCACGAGUCCAGCCUCGAGGGCGUGGUCGCGACCCCCAGCAACCUCAGGUUCGUGGUACCGUGCGGCGGGCCCGGGGGUCGCGCAUUGAUAUUGCAGCUCGAGGAAAACAUCAUUCUUCAAAGUGCUUUUGAUGCUCAGAUAAGCGAAACAAUCACAUCAGCCGCGAGCAGCGGACCGAACUGGAUCCCAUCAUCUAGCUACCCCGAACCGACGCAUAUCUGUCUGCCUCCUUAG
Messenger RNA from Exophiala spinifera, 2646 nucleotides. RefSeq lists its product as uncharacterized. Bases 1 to 2646 code for a protein of 881 amino acids. NCBI's taxonomy places the organism in Eukaryota, Fungi, Ascomycota, Eurotiomycetes, Chaetothyriales, Herpotrichiellaceae. The record is from RefSeq and is a predicted model, not a curated record. The transcript is spliced from 2 exons.